This is a messenger RNA of Phalaenopsis equestris, 646 nucleotides long. Its product is annotated as RNA polymerase II transcriptional coactivator KIWI-like. Gene Ontology annotation, molecular function: DNA binding; transcription coactivator activity. Gene Ontology annotation, cellular component: nucleus; transcription regulator complex. Bases 74 to 388 code for a protein of 104 amino acids. NCBI's taxonomy places the organism in Eukaryota, Viridiplantae, Streptophyta, Magnoliopsida, Asparagales, Orchidaceae. The transcript has 4 exons. The record is from RefSeq and is a predicted model, not a curated record. Gene Ontology annotation, biological process: positive regulation of transcription initiation by RNA polymerase II.
UCCCGCCCUUGCCUCAGUUUGCAGCAGCUUGACGGGAAAGCUGUUUUGUCAGCGUUGAGGGUUCCGCGAAAGAAUGUUGAAGAAGGGAAAGAAGCGGGCCGGCGAUCACGGCGAUCACGGCGAUGGCGACUCGGUUCAGCCGGCGAAGCUCGCCAAAACGGACGCCGAUGAUGGAAAUGGCGACAUUGUUGUCUGCGAGUUGUCAAAUAGGCGGAGGGUUACAGUUCGGUGCUGGCAGGGAAAGCCUGCUGUUGAUAUCAGGGAGUUCUACGAAAAGGAGGGGAAGGAGCUCCCGGGGAGGAAAGGUAUCUUACUUCCCCUGGAUCAGUGGGAGAUACUGCGAGACCAUAUUGCCGACAUUAGCAAGGCCUUGAUGGAGCAUGCUUAGCAUCAAAAUUGUGGUCGUUUUCGAAUCCAGGGUAUGUGAAUUUUGACUCGAUGGUUUGCUUGUAUACAGUAGAAUAUGAUCUAGGCUUCCUUUAGCCAACCGUUAUAGAAGAUGCUUGUAGUAUCAUUAGUGUUUCUUGCUUUUUGUAAAGGAAGCUGCAUGCACUUCUGCUGCAUGUUGAAACUUAACCUGUGGAUCUCUUCAUCCUUUAUUAAGUUGAAUUUAUUUAGGGGCUUGAAAUUAGGAUUUUGCUUUUCA